UGAAUCACACACGAUGGCCCUCGGUCGAUUUAAGCAGGAAAAGCUAGCACUGCCGUCGCCGCCGGAUAAGCCCGAGAGAGUUUAACCCGAGCUAGAUCGAGGGAAAAUAGGUAGAUGAGGGAGGAAUGGUCCCUAGGAUACCCAAGUGCGGGUGGCGUUCUCGAAGCCUCCGGGGGGGCGGCGCUAGGAAGGACCUCAGCCCGAGAAGAGCUUUGUCGGGUUCGGCGGUUGGGCAGAAGCGAAGGAAGGAGUUGGGCUCCCGCUCUCUUUGCCCCCGGCUCCUUCUGCCCCUCCUCCCCCUCCCCCUCCUCGUGACGGAGUUGGUGUGGGUCGGGGAAAAUCCGCGGAACCAUCUUCUGUUCAUCCGCAUGCGGGGGCGGCGUUUCCUCCUCUCCCUGGAAACGCCCCCGCCUCCCUUUCCUUUUUUGCUGGCUUCUUGCAGCCCCUCCCGUUACAGUUCAUCCGUGCCAAUCACUUUCCGCAUCUCCUGCUCUGCAAAUGCUACCCGGUGGGAGCGAGUCAAGUGCGCAGGCAGACCCUUUCUAAAAAUAGGGAAGGGGGACCCAGGCAGGGGCGGGAGGGGGCUGCUGUGAGCCCGAACGGUGCGUGGCUCGCCGCUCUUCCCCAGCCGCUGCCCGACUGCUCGCGUAGACCUCGUCUCCUCUUGGUCCGCCGCCCCAGUCCCGAAGGAGGCGAGCAGGCAGGAGCGAACCUCUGCACGGCCGGAUGGCGGCGUAGCGGCGCCCAGUAGGCAGCGCGGUAGCUCGUCUGAAGGCUCUUUUCCGCGGUCCCCCGCCCACUCUCCCUCCCACCCUGCCUCCCGUUCUCAGCCCUUGCUGCCGCUGCCGCCGCCGCCCGCGAGAACGGAGUCUACGUUUCACUGAGGCCGUUCGCGAGCGUUUGUCUCUGCUCGCUCCCGAGGGACCUGCUCUGCCGCCACAGGAGAGCUUGCUCGCUCGUUCGCUCGCUCGCUCUCUCGCGCAACCGAGGAUGCUGCUGUUGCCGCAAUUGCCGCUGCUGGGGGCCAGAAGUGGAGUGUCGGGCCGGCGCUGAGGGACCCUCCCGUGCGCCCCUCCCCUCCCGGUUUCUCCUUUCCUGCCUCCCCAAUGUUUAAAUGCUUCAUGUGAUUAAAAAGCAGCCGCCGCAGCACCCCGACGUCGGGCACCCAGGAUAUCGGUCGCGGGCACCGGCCCUUCCUGCGCGCCGAGGAGGGCGACGAGCGCGGCUCCCUUCCACCCCUUCCGCCCUCCCCCUUCCCUCCCUUCCAUGGUCCUGGAGGUGGAAAUGUGGAGAUUUCAGGCACGCAGGCUGACUGGAUUCGUCUCUGCUUUGGCAGCUCUUUGUCUAGCCUGCUGCGCCCAAAGCCCAGCCACUGGGAAUAUAUCCGUGGUUAAAGAUAUUGUGGACAAAUUGCUGAAAGGGUACGAUGUCCGUCUCCGGCCUGACUUUGGAGGUAACCCCGUUACUGUUGGAAUGAGCAUCCAUAUUUCGAGCAUUGAUCAGAUUUCUGAAGUGAAUAUGGACUAUACCAUCACCAUGUAUUUCCAGCAAAGUUGGCGAGAUAAGCGUCUAGCAUAUAGUGAUCUAGCUCUAAAUCUCACCCUGGAUAAUCGGGUGGCUGACCAGCUGUGGCUCCCUGACACAUAUUUCCUAAACGACAAGAAGUCCUUCCUGCAUGGGGUAACAGUUAAGAACCGGAUGAUCCGACUUCACCCAGAUGGGACUGUUCUUUAUGGUUUGAGAAUCACUACCACAGCUGCUUGCAUGAUGGACUUAAGGAGAUACCCCCUUGAUCAGCAAAAUUGCACUUUGGAAAUUGAGAGCUAUGGCUACACAGUUGAUGACAUCGUGUUCUUUUGGCAAGGAAAUAAUUCAGCUGUGACAGGGAUGGAGGUCCUUGAGCUGCCCCAGUUCACCAUCAUUGAGCAAAGGCUUGUCACCAGAGAAGUGGUCUUUACUACAGGUUCCUAUCUUCGCUUGUCACUCAGCUUUCGAAUAAAACGGAACAUCGGUUAUUUCAUCCUUCAGACAUACAUGCCUUCCAUUCUCAUCACGAUUCUUUCCUGGGUCUCUUUCUGGAUCAAUUACGAUGCCUCUGCAGCCCGGGUUGCCCUAGGGGUCACCACAGUCCUCACCAUGACGACCAUCAACACGCACCUUCGGGAAACCCUGCCCAAAAUCCCCUAUGUCAAAGCCAUCGACGUCUAUCUCAUGGGCUGCUUUGUCUUUGUGUUCCUGGCACUCCUGGAAUAUGCCUUCGUCAACUACAUUUUCUUCGGCCGGGGCCCCCGGCAGCAGAAGAAACAGAGCGAGCGUCUCAACAAGGCAGCUAACGAGAAGCACCGCUACGAGGAGAAGCGGGUGAGAGAGCAGGUGGACCCUUAUGGCAACAUUCUCCUCAGCUCUUUGGAAAUGAACAAUGAAUUAUUAGCUUCUGAUAUGAUGACAACAGGAGGAGAAUCACGAAACUCUGUCAUGUCCUAUGAAGGAUCAGGAAUCCAGUUCCGCAAGCCGCUGGGACCCCGAGAUGGCUUUGGACACCACCCACCACUAGAACGCCAUGUCCCAUUGACCCAUCAUGCGGCAGCCCGUAAUCGUGCCAACUGCCGACUCCGCCGACGAUCGUCCAAACUGAAGCUCAAAAUUCCUGACCUGGCAGAUGUCAGCACCAUUGACAAAUGGUCAAGGAUCAUUUUCCCCAUCACUUUCGGAUUCUUCAACCUGGUUUACUGGUUGUACUAUGUAAAUUGAUGCCUGCAGAUCAGAGGAAGAAUAGGGGAAGACACUCAGACUAUGACAACAACACAGGAGUGUGGCGAUCUUUGGGGUUUGGUUAUUCUCUUGAUUAUGACCAAUUUUUCACUCCAUCCCCACCUUUGAUUUACAUUUCUGCAAAUCGUUAUUCCUCUUUUCAGCACAUGAUGCACACACAGUUUGUGUGGUGGGCUAUGUGGGUUUGUUGAAGGGGGAGGGAAUGGUUUUCAGGGAUUUUCCUACCUUCCCUCCCUCCCCCUCUCUUAUGCUUGAAAUACUUCACCCCCAGGGAUGGGUAGUGGGGAGAUAAUCUCUGUCUCUUUUAAUUCAUUAUUUCAGCUAAUUUAGUUAUUAGGAUAGUCUUGCAAAAGUUAGCUCUAGAAUGUGUUGGCAAAUGCCUGGCCAUCAUCUCAUUGACUCACAGAUUGUGCAGUUCCUUACCGGUAAGGUUAUUCCAAGAGUUUUUCUUUCUUCAUGGAUUGAUUCUUUUGAAAGACAUUCUCCCACAGCAUGAGUUUCCUUUAUUUUGUCUCACCUUCUAUCUUAUAGGUGCAUAAGGGUUUGUUUAAAACAAUAGAACCCUUAUUUUGCAACCGUUUGGCAGAAAGGGAAACUUACCCAUGGGGGAGGGGGGACAUCUGCUGUGAGCGUGUUGAGGACAAAGGCAUGUUUGCAAGCUGCAUUUAUGACUUUCACACUUUUGGGAGGGUUUGCUUUCCUGGGGUGAAUGUAUACUUUCUGGGGUGAGGGAGGGAUUUGUAUCGUCCAUUGGUGGAAUAGAAUCGAGAGUCGUAGGUGUAAAGGAAGGCGGUAGCGAUGGCUGCUCUGUACCCCUCCUUCAGGUUGACUUUGCCCGGGUUGGGUGGGCCCCUUUGGGGCUGCCACAGCUUUCCCUGCCACUGCCGUUAUUUCUUGAUGCCAGAGAUGGACUUGAAAACAUCUCAGGUGGCACUAAAGCUUAGAUAGAUCCUUUCUACAGUUCUUUUUAUAAUCUCUUUUGAUUGGAUAUAAUGUAACCUAGGAAUAGAGUCCAUGAAGUUAUAAUUAUUUGCAAAUUCCAAUGAGCAAAAUUGUGGACCAUGAUCUGUGGUUUAUUUAUUUUUAUUUUAUUACUUUAUUUUGUCUUCGAUUUUAUUUACAGAAUAACAGAGUUGGAAAGGACUUUCGAGGUCUUAUAGUCCAACCUCCUGCUAGGCAGGAAACCCUACACCAUUUCAGACAAAUGGUUGUCCAAUCUCUUCUUAUAAACUUCCAGUGAUGGAGCAUCACAACUUCUGGAGGCAAGUUGUACCACUGAUUAAUUGUUCUGUCAGGAAAUUUCUCCUUAGUUCUAGAUUAGUUCUCAUCUGCUGCUUCUUAUCCUGCCUUCAGGUGCUUUGGAGAAUAGUUUGACUCACUCUUUUUUGUGGCAGCCCCUGAAGUAUUGGAGCACUGCUACCAUGUCACCCCUAGUCCUUCUUUUCAUUAAACUAGACAUACUCAAUUCCAGCAAUCGUUCUUUAUAUGUUUUAGCCUCUGAUCCCAUAAUCAUCUUUGUUGCUCUUCUCUGCACAUCUUUUUUUACAUAGUGGCAACACAAUGUAAAAUUUAUAUACAAUGUAUAAUGUACAAAAUUAUACCAUGUAAUGGUAUAAUGUAAAAUUUAUUUAAUUUAUAGGCUGCCCCAUUUCCAAACAACUCUGAGUGGCUGACAAUAAAAAAACAAUUUAUUAAAAGAAACACAAUAGAAGAGCAAAAUCCAAAAACAUCAAGAUAAAUAAAGCUAAAUAAAACAAUAUCUUCAAAGAUUCCACAAUUUAUGAAAAGAGAUAACGCAAAUUUAUUAUUUGACUAAAAAAAAUUCUACACAAACUUCACAAAAUUUAGAAAAACAACUAGUACAAAAUGUUUUUAAAAUUCAAAUAUAGUCAUUCCCAACUUCUGCUGAUAUCUCAUUAACUAAUCCAAUUUCUAAUUUCUAAACUAAUUUCUGUUGAUGCUUUAUUUUUCUGAAAAUCUGAUAUACCUUGUAUAUUAUCUUUGGAGUAUUCACGCCUAGCCAAAAGAAAACCUUUAAAGGCCUUUGAUAUAUUAUUUUCAAAUUCUUACUGCUAGCUGUUCAAGUAUGAUCACUGUAUCAUUCUUGAAAAGUAAAUGUUUAACUUUUUUCUUUAAUUCUAAUAUUUUUUUACAUUCUCUGGAACGCUUUCCUUUUUGAGACAUGCUCAUUUUGAUUUUAAUUUCAUGUUCCUGAAUAAUUGUAACAAUCUAUCAUUUAAUGUAGCAUCUUUAAAUUCUUCCACUUUUCUAUCAUAAAGAAGGCAUCCUGUACAUUGUUUUGUCAAAGACCUCUGUACCGGCAAACCACGUGCAAUUACUGGCUAUUUCCAGAUUUAAACAUUUGUUGUUUAAUUAAUAUUAAACAUUAAUAACCAACUUUGGAUUCCUACACAUGAACAGUAUAACAGUUCCUUAAAAACAGCUUGCAAAGAUUUAUGAUCAGUCUCUAGUAAAAGUUGUUUUCUGGAAGUAGCAAGAAUUCUUGUACAUCCAAAAAUGAUAGCUAACAUUUCUUUUUCUAUCUGAGAAUAAUUUCGUUGUGCUUUACACAUGGCUUUGGAGAGAUGCCAGAGGAAAUCUUCCUGGUGGAAAUACUGCACCUAAAUCAGAUGCACUGGCAUCUACUGACGACACAGUUUUUCACCUUAUAUAGUAACAUGGGUGCCUUUGUUAACAACCCUCUUAAUUUAUUAAAUUUGUCUUCAUCAAUUGGCAUCCACUGUAAUUCCAUUUCUGGAAGAUGUUUUGCUAAAUAAUUGAUCAUACUUAAAUAUUGCUCAGUACAUUAACAAUAGUUUCAAUCUUCAUUUUGUCAGGUUUCACAGCAGUGCAGUUAGCAUAUGCCCCAAAUGCUUUACCUCAUUUAAGCUAAGCAUAUAUUUUCAUUUAUUUUAUUUUAUUUUUUUCUCUACCUUUUUGAAAGCUUGUUAAUUCUUGUGUUCUUGUUUAUCCCUAACCUAUGCCAGAACAUCACCAUUAAAUGCCACAAAGCACUGCUUCUAAAUCAUCUAGAAUCUGCUGCAUUUUAUAGAUUUCUGGGGGAAAAAGAAAUAGCAAAUAAACUUUUAAAUUUGUACUUAUCAAAUUUUAAAAAUUCAUCUCUCCAAACUCCUGUAAUCUAACUGCAUUUUUUUAAAAAAACUACUUGCAUUGAAAACGAUAAACAAUUGUGUUCCCACAAAUUCUUCUUCUACAGUUAGUAACAGUGUUUUCUUAAAAUAGCUUUAUUUAAAUUCCUGGAACCAAAACAUAUCUUUGUUUCCAUCCUGGUUUCUCCAUAAUUAGUACUCAGUUUACUUAUUCAGUAGAGUCAUUCACUUUUAUUACAACCCCUUGUUCCACUCUAUUCAGUUCUUGUUCCAUUUUUAUGAUUACCAGACUAUUUCUUGGUGCACAGGAAGUACUUGUUAAUUCAAUUUGAUUCAUUUAAAUUCAUUUAAAUUCAAUUCAAUAAUGUCCUGUUAGGUAUCCUAAUUAAAAAUCAAUUUUUAAAUGUGUAUGCUGUAUUACACAUGACUUUAAAAUUCUACUUCUUGCAAAAACUCUCAAUACAAGUUUUAAAUGAAUUACUAUGCUUAACCUAAAGUAGUCCUUGUUUUAAAAUCCACAACUAGAACUUUAAUAUCAAACUCAUAUUUAUACCUGCAAUUUAUUUCACAUUUCCCCCCCUGGAACUACUCAAUAAGACCCAGCAUUUACUUAUGCCCCCAUAAAUUUCAAUUUUGUAACAAUCUAUAAUUAAAUAAAUGCCCCGUUCAUCUUUUAUUCUCUCUAUUUAAAAAACACUGGUCAAAAGUUCUUCAUUCAGAGCGCAUAAGAUGUUUGCCAUUAGUUUUAUACAGUUUUGCAAAAUGAAGGAGCUUUGCUCUGCCUCAACAGCCCGGCAGGUUGUUUCAGGAGGAUAAACUCUAGAUAGGUUUUUCCACUCUCUGGCCUUUGGCAUCCCAAGGGAUUGCAAAGAUGUAGCUUUUGUUGAAUUUAAGGUUUUACUGCUCAGAAUUUCAGUUUCCUUUUAACUGCGUUACAGCUGACUCCUCAGCUCUACAGACAUCAACAGCAUCUUCCAACAUUAAUCAUCGUUCUGUAACUCUUUGGAGUUUCAUUCCAUACAUGAUACAAUCUUUAAAGAGUUCCCCCAAAAUGUGCUGCAAGUUUUAACUCCGUUACAGAGCGGAUAAUAUCUCCUUUUUGUUUCUUUGUAGGCCUUUCAUAAUGUAAUAUUCUCAGUCAAUACACAGUUAUUUUCACGUUUCUCAAACAAUUUUUGCAGCUUUUGCUUAUCAGAUUCCUGGUCAGACUGCAGUAAAGACUUUGCUUGCCUCAUCUCCAGCAACAUGCAGAAACAGACUGCCUGUAAUUUCUCGCUCUUUGCAUUAAGCCCACUAUCACACAAUGCAGCUCAAGUCUUUGCAACCAUUUUCUCCGGUUUUCAGCACGUCCUGCAAAAACUAACCUAUCUGGGAUUGCAGCUAAUCUGUACUAGAAAUUCCAAAUUUUCUCGGUUUUCUUUUGAUAUCAUGCUAUAUUUGUUCUACCACUCACAAACAGAGAUAACCAAAAUCCAUAUCAAGUACUCCUGUAAAUUUUACUGCUAUCGGUUUACAUUAGGUAUAAAAAGCUGCUUGUCAGCACCCAGAGGUAACUCUUUUGAUCUCAUCUACCCCAAUUAUAAUUUUCCUGUCAAGAAGUACAACUUGUAACCACCCCAACUCUCACGGUGGCCACACUGAUGCCCAUAUGUAAAAGGAGCCAGGAGGGUCUCCGUAGUUGGAGGCCAGCUGCAAUUAGAACAACCAUUGCUCCACUUUUCUCUGGUUGUGGAAAUCUAUACGGGAAAUCAAAUAAUUAUGCCUGGAGGUCUCUAUGAAGUAAUUGUCAAUAGUGAUGACCCCACAAGAAUGUGUGUGCCAACAGAAUAUUAACUGAUGAAGGAAUCCUUUAUUUUCUUAUUUUCUCAAUCUUGCAAAUACACACAUUUUCCUUCACUCGUGCAGUUAAAAUUGCUCCAUGUCCAGCUCUUGACAUAAAUAAUCUAGGAAAGUUUGUACUUCCAAACAAAAAACAAAAAACAAAAACCUGACCUUGACCAUGGAAAAGGGAGAAUAGUUGAGUUGCUGUGACUUGUCACUAUUUGGACAAAGAUUUCGGCUACCUAAAGGCAAUCGUGUCUGUCCACUUCUACCGUCUCUACACCCAACCCCAUAAUUAACAUCCUUUUGAUAACUGCAGCCAGUUCUCAUUUGACUCUAUCAAAAUGGCUCAAUUUCUGUUCAUUAGUAUGCCAGUCAAAAAAAAUCACAAGGUCAUCUUUCUGACAGUUGUGGAGCAGCCAGGAGCUUCCUGGACAUCACUCUUUCUAUCUUGAUUCUUCUUGUGCUUGUUUUCUAGGUCAUCCUUGAUCAGCUUUUCAAAACAUUUUUGUUCAAUCUUCUUUGAUGCAUGCAAACAGUUGAGAUUUAAUCUGCUUCUCUACUACUGGAGAAGUAACACAGAAGAGAACAGGAGCAGAAAAGAUCUUGAUGAAAAUGCUUGAUGAGUCUGCUGAUCAUCCUGGACUAAUCAAAACUCAGGAUGAAGUAUUUCCAUCACAAUUCCUUUUCGGGGAGAGAGGAGGAGAAAGAAAAAGAAAUAUUAAUAAAUAAUGUCAGAACUCUCAGGACAGCACAAACUAUAGGCAUGCUUUGUUUUCUUCUGCUGGCACAAAAUAGGGCCACCACCACUCAGGGACUUUUGUGAAUUGUGGGUGCCAUCCAAUCAAUCGCUCCAUAUUUCAAUACCCCACUCCUUCCUCAGGGAGAAAAAAAACCCCCAUGUAUAUGGAUUAAACAGUAGACAAGAGAAAAGAAAUGUGGACUGAAGUCAGCAUGAUGUUUUGGAGGCCAAGCUUCAUCUACCAAUUUGCCUAAUCAAAUUGCUGAGCCACGAUUGGGGGUGAUCUCAGCUCAGCAAAUGUGAUAUAAGGACUUGCAGGAAGCUAAGCAUUGUACAGGAAUGGCUAAAAUGCAACCAGAGUCCUGAUAGAAUAAUUCAUGAAUGGGGAAGGAAAACUAAUAAUUAACAUUGUUAAAUAAUUAAUGGCAUGUCAGAGAGUCAAGGCUACAGAGAAAUGGAGCUUAGCAGCUGUGGGGUAAUUCCUUCAAUGUCAGAUGGGUCAGUUGCACCAUCCAGACCAACUGAGCCUUCUGAUUGGCUCAUCAAGCCAUCAGCAUAGGAAGGGUGGGUUGGUUGGGACCAAGUACCUGAAGGGUCUCUAUUGUUGCUUUGCAUGAAAAGGUCCCUGAUUUGAAUACCACUGCUCAGUGCAGGCCAAACCAACCUACCUGGUUAGCCUUAGAAUUCAAUGCAAGGAUGAUUUCUGUGUUGUGUGACUCUCCUUCAGAGAGUAAAGGGAGGAAAAGGUUUGUCAGAGAGGCCGCCAGCCCUGUGUACGUGUGUGUGAUUUUUGUUUUACAAUUUUGUUGUUCGAUUCUCUAGGCAAGCAAAUCGGAUGGAACAAGCAGGACAGCAGGAGAAGUGUAAUUUUUCAGAAAGAGACUUAAUUUGGAAACAUGAACAAGGAAUGUUGCCCCUGCCGCUGGCAUUCUUGUGUUUGGUUGCAUUAAACAACAGGAAGUGGGGAAAGAUAGAGUUUAGUCACAUGCCACAAGCUUGAUUUAGCACCAGUUUCUCUUCUGUGGCCUCCCCAUAUGAAAAAAGGGUGGGGGAGGGGGACGUUGGGUCUGGAAAAUAAAGGAAACACUGCAGUUAUUUUUGCCCUUUGGCAAAUAAUAAGCGGUAGAAAUCCAAGGAUUUCUCUGCCUGGGAAAAACACUGUUUUCUGUUUCUCGUAUUUCAGAAAAAAGAAUUGGAGAUCUGAUCCCAAUGCACAGUAAUGAGCAAUAUCAGUAUGUGGGAAUCCUCCAUUAGAAUCAGGCCAAACCUAUUACCAAAAAAUUUUUUAGAAGGGAUUGGAAAAUUAAGUUCCCUGCUCCGGUUUUUCAGCACUGCUGUGUUCUUGCCUAGUGUUUUUUUUGAGCUAGCACAGUAGCUCUGAUCAACGUAUCGGCGUAUGAAGCAUACGGGACAGUUGAAGAACAAUCGUAUACUUAGUAAGGCUUUACUGUCUUCAACCUGAGAAAAACAAUCCUACAUGCUGUCUGGUUGUUCUCUCCCUGCCAACCUUGUACAACAUGCGGAUUGUUAUCUUAUGGAUGUAGGACUAUCCCAGGGGAAGAAAAGUCUUUCCAUGGCUGCACAACUAGCGCCAUUAUUCAUCGUGUUCUCUCUUUUCCCUUACUAAAGUUUCAUGCUGUCCGUCAUUGGUGAAUAUUUUAACAAUAGUUCUGCCCCUCACAAGAGGAACACAUUAAUUGACCCAACAGCCUGUAUAAAUCUCAUUUUUAUGCAGAAAAAUAAGGUGACAAUAUUUUAAAUACAGAGGUAAACAUGAAUAGAAAUGGUAAGGUAAACAACUUGUGUAGUUCCAAGAGUACAAAUUUAAUAAUGAUAAUAACAUCUGCCCAUCCCAGAUCCUUAGAAAUGACUCAAUAGGUGGAUUGAAAUGCCAAAUACAGUCUAAACAUCUGGUUGACUGUGUAAUGAAUCAUAAUAAUAAUAACAUAGAUGAGAUAGUGGCACAUAAGUCUAAUAAAUGAAGUAAAUAUGAUAGCAUUAUAGGUUCUUGGGGAAAAAUUGGAUACAUAUGAAGACCAACACCAGCUAAAGAAUCAGCAGCUGUGUUUUCAUAUGUUCGUAUGCUCUAUAAUAAUACUAAUCCCCGCUGUAAAUGAUGGACAAGGUCUGGAAAAGAACAGUAUGGAGGACUAAAACGGGAACAGAUGAGUUAACUACAUGACAUUCAUAAGAUGCCAUGAACAAGCAUUUACAUCCUAGCAUCAGGAAAAUUUCUAAAUGAAAUGCUAUUGUAUGCAAUCAACCACCCUUUCAGGAGUGGGAGAACUCCCAGGCUCAAUCAUGCCACAGGGCUCAACAGUGGAGGGGAGUUCAAUAGUGAACAGUGAACUGGAUGGCUCACUUGCAGUGAUAAAUGUUGAAACGUGGCACUAAAUAAGUAGAUUCAGUUCCAAUGUAGCCAUGGUGCAGGAAGUGUUCACCUUCCUCUCAUGGCUGGCACUGGCUUAUGCUGCUUUCGUACCUACAUUUGAGGACAGAAAAAGGCGCUGCUUGGCCAGGCUGGAAAUGAUGGUGGGAAAUUGCAGGAAGGAAGCCAAAUGGACAGAGUCCUUGGCAAGAUUGCCACCAAAGCCAUUAAGAGACAUCAAAGGUGGUAUCUAAUUCCCAAAUUUGCCUACAUGAUGAUGAUGAUCUUUUUUUCUAAAGAAUUCUCCUGUUUCUGUCCUGGGGCAAGCAACGUAUUACACAUGAAUAGACUUCCUAAGUGCCAUAUAAUUUAUAAUGACAGAAUUAGUGUUUGUGCCAAGUGGGGAUUCUAAACUGCGCCGGAUAGAAAUGAAAGGAAGUAACUGCUGGGAGACCAGGCAGCGUUUACACGACGUUUCAGUGAAAAGAUUCCAAAAGAGCUCCUGGCAGGGAAAAGCUGACUUGGUCUUGCCUGCAACAGCUGGCAAUUUAUAUUGUAGCAAACUUCUACCCAAACCGGAAAAUGGUGCCAAGGAGAAAGAAGACCCUGCAUUUCAUUGGUACAUCCCACCUUCCCUAUUUGGAUGGAAAAAGAAAACUCAGUGAGUUUAGUGGGAUUUGACUUCACUCUUCUUAGCAUCCACUUUCUCUCAGGCUUUGUAAAGUCGCAUUCCAAACUUUAGGAAAAUGCGGCUUUCCAAACAAAGUCUCUUUAAAAGGAGUGAGUAGAAGGCUGUCAAAUAUCACCUUUCUCAGCUGACCCAGGUCAGUCAAAAGGCAUCUGAAUCUGGACAGGAGACUGAAAAUAUACAGGUCAUCUGUGUUAUCACGUAAACUUGUGGUACGUGAAGCCUUUUAUACUCUUAUUAGAACUUGUUAUCGUCUGUAUGCUGCCGAUGCUUAAGCUCUGGAUCUGGCACAGGAACGCCAGUUCCAGUCGAGAGUGCCGAGAAUCCUUUCUGCGGCCAAAAUCUGGCAGGGGAGGAGAGCAGUGAUGGGAUUCAGCCAGUUCGCACCACUUUGGGAGAACCGGUUGUUAACUUUCUGAGCAGUUUGGCAAACUGGUUGUUGGAAGAAAUCAUUAGGACAGAGAACAGGUUGUUAAAUUUCUUGAAUCCCACCACUGGAGGAGAGCCACAGGCGCCUUUGCAGGGGCCUUAGUCCAAAGGAGGCAGUGACUAAAGAAAAAAGGAGACUGGGCCCGGUCAAAAUUUGAAUAUUACCUGAGUGAAUUCAGCUGAAAGUAAUAAUGCAUAUAUACACACCAAUGCAUUUCACCAAGUAAUUCCCCUAUCGUGUUAAAAUUAAGUGAAACUGCAAUUCAUUGGCAAGUUUUCAAAUUGCUCUGGAGGUCUAUAGAGGACUACUUGCUCAGGACAUUUUCAGGGCUGUAAUUAAGUUAGGUGCUUUGGGUGUCGGUAUUACUUUACGUUUAGGCAACAGGAAUUUCUGCUCAAUAAUUUAAAUUUGAAACAAGUUUUAGACAUGUGCUAUGGCCAUUUAUCUAAAACUGGCAUAGUUUCACAAGGCAAACAACGCUGCAGUUGACCAGGAGGCGUUAAUUUAGCUCUGUGGUGUCAAUGGCCAUCUCUAUAGAGAUCAAGACAGAAGACUUUAGCCGCAUCAGAACAUUCACCAGAAGCCACAAGAUAUGCCCCUUCUGUCUUCUAAGAGACCAUCUGAUCGACUUUAAGUAAAGCCAGGAAAAGGCAGAAGAUUCCAUUAUCAUGAUCUGGGAGCAGAUGUUGCAGUAGACACUGUUCUGUCCAACCUAUUUAAUCUUUCCUAAACAGAUUACUUUGUACCCUACACAAAGAAAAGAAAAGAAGAAAAGCAGCUUUUUAAUUACAUUUGAUUUGCAAUUUGUGCAUGAAAUGUUCUUUUUUAUAUAUUUUUUUCCUCAUGAAAGCGAAUUCUGCUUUACAAGUGUACAAAGCAGGAAAGGAAAUAAUCUUUCUAGCAAAGUGAUUUAGCUGUAGAUUUUUGUAUAAAAAGGCAAGAAAACAAACAAAACAAAAAAGAAAGAAAAUAAAAUAACUUAAAGAGCCAUCUUUGUCUACUCUAAGGUGUGAAAAUGCAAUUGGUGAGCAAAUACUUCCUUUUCACAAGCAGCCACUGCUUGCGAGUUGAGAGUUAUCCAGAGCUCCAGCUCUGCAGAAGAGAGAAAGCGAUUGGAAGUGCAGACUCACCAAUUGCUUCAUUAAUAAUGUGCUUUCAAAAACUGUCUCUUUUAAUACAUAGGGCAGAUUUCGUUUUUGAUUCUGUUACUUUAACAGUGACAGUUUUUGAAAAAUGUCAAGGAACUAACAUUUAAAAAAGAAACUUGAACAUAGUUUACAGUUUUGUAUAAAAUACGGUCAAUAUUAACAGUGUUUUUUAACAAUCAUAAGAGUGCCAAACAAUGUAAAGUGCGUACAUUCAUGUUUUUCCUUUCCUUUUUUGUUUUGAAAAGUACUGAAACCCACAGACACACGCACGCACACAUACAGACACACAUACAUCCCUAACUCUAAUCCUUUUUAAAGAAAAAUCAAAUGACAAUGUAUAUGGUCUAAAAUGUAUUUUAAAAUUGUUAAAUAAUAAUCGGUCAGGAAUUUUUUUUG
Ahaetulla prasina is the source of this 13475-nucleotide messenger RNA. RefSeq names its product gamma-aminobutyric acid receptor subunit beta-4. Gene Ontology annotation, molecular function: extracellular ligand-gated monoatomic ion channel activity; GABA-A receptor activity; neurotransmitter receptor activity. Gene Ontology annotation, cellular component: synapse; GABA-A receptor complex; neuron projection. The coding region runs from base 1267 to 2751 and encodes 494 amino acids. Gene Ontology annotation, biological process: monoatomic ion transmembrane transport; regulation of membrane potential; signal transduction. The transcript has 9 exons. Lineage: Eukaryota; Metazoa; Chordata; Lepidosauria; Squamata; Colubridae. The record is from RefSeq and is a predicted model, not a curated record.